CUACUCCAUUCCUCCAAAUUUCUAUUAUCUCACUAUGGACCUAUUACUAGGAAUAACUCCCACAUUUCAUCCAAAUAUCAAACCCUAUAGACAAAUCCAAUUUCUCCCAAAUUCCUCCAUCAAUCCAUCACAAUCAUCAAAAAUCCCAACCAUGUCCGACAUAAUCGCCUCUUCCAGAUCUCAAAACCUAGAUAUCCGUCUCCAAAAACUAGGUCCAUUAUUCAGAAUAACUGCGAUAAACAUUGAGAAUCAGAUCGAAAUCGGCAGAGCAGAAGGAAUCGUUAGGGUUUGGAUCGGCGGAAAGAUCCUGCAUCUAGAUUCUGUUAAGCUACGGCGAGAGAGUUUGAAGAUGGAGAAAUCUAUAUUCGGAAUUUCAUUGUUCAUCGGAGCGGUUGCGAUCAGGCAUGGAUACGAUUGCGGUUGUAAGACGGCGGAGUUGCUUGCUAUUAACGAUUCUGAUGAGUAUCAUUCUAAGCUUGUGAGAUUUUACACGAGAAUGGGGUUCAAAGUGGUUCGUGAAGUGACCGGUUCAUCGAUGGGUGACGUGGCGCAUAUGCUGGCAUGGGGUGGUACUGGGACCCGCAUGGAUGCUGAUAUCACGAGUCUACUCGUUAAAUGGUCUUCCAGAUUUAAUUCUAUAAACUCUAAAUAAAAAUGUUGAUAUUUUUUUUUUGGCAAUAUUUUUACAUUUAUAUAUAGGAAUAUGUAAAAUGAGAUAAUUCUUAUAGAUAUAACAUGUCAUUUAAAAA
This is a messenger RNA of Impatiens glandulifera, 749 nucleotides long. RefSeq lists its product as uncharacterized. The record is from RefSeq and is a predicted model, not a curated record. The transcript is spliced from 2 exons. Lineage: Eukaryota; Viridiplantae; Streptophyta; Magnoliopsida; Ericales; Balsaminaceae. Bases 35 to 652 code for a protein of 205 amino acids.